Molecule: messenger RNA, 1875 nt
Organism: Oncorhynchus gorbuscha (pink salmon)
Lineage: Eukaryota; Metazoa; Chordata; Actinopteri; Salmoniformes; Salmonidae
Exons: 7
Coding region: 238-1872 (544 amino acids)
Source: RefSeq, a predicted model, not a curated record
UCUCCAUCAGGCCGCCGCUCUGAGCCUUUUGAUGUCCCCAUUUAAUGUAGAGAGCUGCAUCUCUCACAUUUGAUAAGACAGUUGGGAGCCGUCGAGGAAGCGUCUACAGAGAGUUAAUAUUCCAAAAUAAACAUUACAUUAAAGUUUUGGAAAGUGGUAGCCUAUAAUUGAGAGAGUUUAUAAAAAGAUAUAUAUAUAUAUAAUAAUAAGUGGAAUAAAUCAAUAGGCACGCGCGUAAUGGCAAAUCUUUUUUCCAACAAAACCAUGAGGCUCAAGUGGAUGCGCGUGUCUCUUUUGAUCUUGGUUCUAUUCCUGGGUGACUCCCGUGGCUCCCAGGUGAAGUUUGGCCGCUUGGACCGGUGGGUGAAGACCGGGUUUCAGUACCUGAAGUUAAACCUGUGCCGCAGAGUAUCUCUGUCUGAGGGCGAAUGUAAGCGUCUGUCCCAUCUUCAGCUCAGCGGGGUGGCCGUGUACGUUUCCGAGCCAAACUCCGAGAAAGUACUCGCCAUUCUCCCAGAUUCCUAUUCUUCUGGGAUGCUACCGCCGAAGCAGGGCGGUUACGGUAUGAGUUCGGUACUGGAGGACAGUAGAAGACAUCACGAUUUCUUCCCGGGAUCGACUGCGCAUGAUGCCGUAUUGGUGUUGGAUCCCAGUCCCGGAGAGAGUUUCGGACAUCCUGUAGUUCUCUUUUAUGUGGACCUAAACACGACCAAGAAGAAAUGUGCACAUAUGGAUGGAAUGUAUUUAGGAGAGGAGUGUCUGACCCUGGCCCUAAAGAGUCGCUGUCAGAACCAGCUGAAGCGUCGUCAGAGCGGCAGCGAGAGGCUGGCGGGGAGCGGGCGCGCCCGCAGGGCUACCGUGUCGAGGCCCAGGAGCAGCCCGGGGAGGAUGGAGAGCAGCGGGGCUCUCUGUGAGAUACAUUUCCUUCCCAUGGUGGUCGGGGUCAGGGACAACAACCGGACGCAGAGGCUACGAUGCGUGGACCACCCAGACUUUGCCCAGUGCCCCCAGCCUCUGCCCCUCACCAGCCCCAACAUGCCAGUGUCCAGCUGUGAGCUCAACAAGAACACCAGGCGAUGCCACCAGCAGCCCCUGGCUACACACCUGUCCUGUCGUCUCUACCAGACCUGUGACCACGCUAUACUGCUCUCAGGCGGAUGGCAGCAACAGAUCACGUACCAGCGUCACGUUCAGAACCUGCAGCUCUUCUACAGGAUGCUGAGGAACAACGGUUUCCACAGAGAUCACAUCAAGACCUUCUUCGCUGGGAACGGACAGCUCUCAGAGGAGUGGGUAUACCCAGCUACAGAGAAACGAGUGAUAAGGAACCACAUCUCUUAUAUCUGUGGGAAGCAGCACUGUGCAGACUCCCUGGUCCUCUACCUCAACAGCCCCACCAGGAACGACGGGACCAUGCUGCUCUGGGACGGCAACUACAAUGGCAUAGCGGACCUGAAGGAGCGCUACAGUGUGGGAGAGCUGCUAGCGGACUUGGCAGGCUGCAGGGCGAGACGAGUACUAGUCUUCGUAGAGCAGAGUUACAGCGGGGCGCUCAGUAAGAGACUGAAAGCAUCUCUGAAACACCUGAAUGUGGUGCUGCUCAACAUAGCCGACAGCUGGGCCUCGCUGCACCCAGCAACAUGCCUUAGAGACCACCUGAGUAAGGAUUCAGGGAUGUACCGCCUCCUCGACCCCAAAUCCAGCCUUUUGGAUGUCAACCUAUCUGGUGCGCCCUGUAACACAACUCCACCUCUGAGCGAAGCAGAGAUGAGGAAGGAGUACAUGGGCUGUCAGAACCUCCCCACCGCUCUGUGGUACCAGAACCAGAACCAGAACCUCCCCACUGCUCUGUGGUACCAGAACCACAACUAGAUC